This is a messenger RNA of Hevea brasiliensis (rubber tree), 2879 nucleotides long. Its product is annotated as phospholipid:diacylglycerol acyltransferase 1. Gene Ontology annotation, biological process: lipid metabolic process. Gene Ontology annotation, cellular component: cytoplasm. NCBI's taxonomy places the organism in Eukaryota, Viridiplantae, Streptophyta, Magnoliopsida, Malpighiales, Euphorbiaceae. The record is from RefSeq and is a predicted model, not a curated record.
CAUCCUCAUCCACCGUCAAAACAAUUUCUCGCCCACUAUACUUCUCCGCCGUUGGAUCACAUCAUAUCCGUGCUAUCACCGCUUGGAUUCAACGGCACACCAGGAAUUUCCAGAUCCUCUAGUAGCUGGAAGAAGCCUAGAAAUUUUCUAGUCCGCCACGUGUAUUUUUUGUCACGCGGGGCCCAACGCCACCAGGGAAUCUUGAAACUUAUAAAAUUCUACACACCAAGGACAGCCUCCAAAGCUCAACUUCAACAGCCAAUAACGUAGUUCCGCGUCGUCUCUCGCCGACUGGUUUUGCGUUCUCCGGUCGACGUCGUUUCAUGGUUCCAAACUAAGGAUUCCUAAUUUAAGCAUAUAAACAUGUGUGGACGAAAUUGGGUUUAGGGUUGGACUGUCACUGUCUACUCUACUCUGCUGGAAGCCGAACGAGCUCAGUUUCUAUUCGUGAGCAUGAACAUGUAGCAGAUAGAGAUGCUCUAAUCUGUUCAAUCCGAUGUUGAUUUUGAGGCGGAGGUCGAAAGUGCAGAAUUCUUCGGAUUUCUCUGAGGUUGAGAAAGACAGAGAGGAUGAUAAGAAGGAUAGAGGAAAGGAGAAACCAAAGCCAAAGCAAGACGGAGGAGAGAGGAGGAUAAAGAAAUGGACAUGCGUAGACAGCUGUUGCUGGUUCAUUGGUUGUAUAUGUUUGAUAUGGUGGUUUUUGCUUUUCUUGUACAAUGCAAUGCCUGCCUCUUUCCCUCAGUACGUAGCGGAGGCGAUCACGGGGCCGUUGCCCGACCCGCCUGGCGUGAAAUUGAAAAAGGAAGGGCUAACAGCCAAGCAUCCGGUGGUUUUCGUGCCUGGAAUUGUUACCGGCGGGCUGGAAUUGUGGGAGGGACACCAGUGUGCUGACGGAUUGUUUAGAAAGCGACUCUGGGGUGGCACAUUUGGGGAAGUGUACAAAAGACCGUUAUGCUGGGUUGAGCAUAUGUCACUGGACAAUGAAACUGGACUGGACCCUCCUGGCAUUAGGGUCAGGCCUGUAUCUGGACUUGUGGCAGCUGAUUAUUUUGCACCUGGUUAUUUUGUCUGGGCAGUUUUAAUUGCUAAUUUGGCUCGCAUUGGAUAUGAGGAGAAAACCAUGUAUAUGGCCGCAUAUGAUUGGAGAAUAUCAUUUCAGAACACUGAGGUAAGGGACCAAACUCUGAGCCGGAUAAAAAGUAAUAUAGAACUCAUGGUGGCUACAAAUGGUGGGAGAAAGGUGGUUGUUAUUCCACAUUCAAUGGGUGUUCUGUACUUUCUGCAUUUCAUGAAAUGGGUUGAGGCACCUGCUCCAAUGGGAGGUGGGGGUGGAACAGAUUGGUGUGCUAAGCAUAUAAAGGCAGUGAUGAAUAUUGGUGGACCCUUAGGUGUGCCAAAAGCAGUCUCAGGAUUUUUCUCUAAUGAAGCCAGGGAUAUUGCUGCAGCCAGGGCUUACGCUCCGGGUUUUUUGGAUAAGGAUGUUUUUGGUCUUCAAACUCUGCAACAUUUAAUGCGGAUGACUCGUACAUGGGAUUCAACCAUGUCUAUGAUACCAAAAGGUGGAGAUACAAUCUGGGGUGGCCUUGAUUGGUCUCCUGAAGGAAUCUACAAUUGUGGCGCAAAGAAGCCAAAAAACAAUAGUACACACACUGCAAUUCCAAAUGGGAAAGGGGCAUCAAGUUUCACGGAAGGUGUGAACUAUGGGAGAAUUAUAUCGUUUGGGAAAGAUGUGGCUGAGCUUCAUUCCUCCAAAAUUGAGCGGAUUGAUUUCAGGGAUGCUAUUAAUUUUAAAAACCCUGCAAACAACUGUGACAUCUGGACAGAGUACCAAGAAAUGGAUGUCGGGCAUAUUAAAGCUGUUGUCAACUACAAAGUAUACACAGCUGGAUCAGUUUUGGAUCUGCUUCAUUUUGUUGCUCCCAAGCUUAUGAAACGUGAAGGUGCUCAUUUUUCACAUGGGAUUGCAGAUGAUUUGGAUGAUCCUAAAUACGAACACUAUAAAUAUUGGUCGAACCCCUUAGAAACAAGUUUACCGAAUGCUCCUGAGAUGGAGAUAUAUUCUAUGUAUGGAGUUGGAAUGCCCACUGAAAGAGCAUAUGUUUACAAGCUAGCUUCUACUACUGAAUGCUCAAUUCCGUUUCAGAUAGAUAUCGCAACCGGUGGAAUUGAGAACUCUUGUCUAAAAGAUGGAGUUUCCGUUAAUGGAGACGAGACAGUUCCUGUUUUGAGUGCUGGUUUUAUGUGUGCAAAGGGUUGGCGAGGCAAAACAAGAUUCAAUCCUUCAGGCAUUCGUACUUAUAUAAGGGAAUAUAAUCGCCCUCCAGCUAAUCUUCUAGAGGGCCGAGGCACCCAAAGUUGUGCUCAUGUUGAUAUACUGGGGAACUUCGCACUAAUAGAGGACAUUAUAAGGGUAGCAGCAGGAGCUACAGGAGAGGACUUGGGAGGAGACCAAAUUCACUCCGAUAUUUUCAAAUGGUCUGAAAAGAUCAGCUUGCAUCUAUAGUUCAUAAGAAAUCAUGCCUACUUCCCCCCUUGCACUUGAGACACUUCUAACAGACUGUGAAUGCAGCAAAUAUUGGUGAAUUGUGGAGGUACAUCUAUCAGCUCAUGUUGAAUGAGGUUUCUGCAACCAAUAUUGUUUUGGAAAGGACCUCACAAGGUUACUGAGAUCAAUGAACUUUCUACGUUGCUUGCACCUACCAUUUUUGGUGCACUUAAGUUCUAUAGUCGCCUGAAAUUUUGGUCAACCUGUAAUUUAUUCAAGUAUUGUGAAUAAAAUGUGUUAUAAGCUUGUUUGGCUUCCCUUUGAAUUUUUGAUCUCCAUGUUGUAGCUUUGACCCCUUUCCUAAAGGGCACUGCACUAAAAUUUUGUUCUUAGA